Linum tenue is the source of this 1719-nucleotide messenger RNA. The record is from the annotation of a GenBank genome assembly. Lineage: Eukaryota; Viridiplantae; Streptophyta; Magnoliopsida; Malpighiales; Linaceae.
GUCUCUCUGACUCUCUGUUCCUCUCUGGCCGUUUCCUUUUCUUCCAUUUCAAUACUCCCGCGAGGAAAGCACGAUCUGCUGAGAGUGUGUAAUUAUUAAGCUGAGGAACCCAAGAAAGAAAAAGGGGGUUAAUGGGGAAAGGCAGAGCGCCGUGCUGCGACAAGAACCAAGUGAAGAGAGGCCCAUGGAGCCCUGCAGAGGACCUCAGGCUCAUGACUUUCAUUCAGAAACACGGCCAUGAAAACUGGAGAUCCCUCCCCAAACAAGCUGGUCUAUCGCGAUGUGGGAAGAGUUGUCGUCUGAGAUGGAUUAAUUAUCUAAGACCAGAUGUAAAGCGUGGCAACUUCACCCAAGAGGAAGAAGACUCCAUUAUCCGUCUCCAUCAUGAGCUUGGCAACAAGUGGUCAAAAAUUGCAUCUCAUUUGCCGGGGAGAACUGACAAUGAGAUCAAGAAUGUGUGGAACACUCACUUGAAAAAAAUAGUAUCAUCUAACAAGAAAAAUGUUGAAUUAAUGACUAAGCAGUCUUCGCCGACCUCCUCAUCUUCAUCCUCCUCCUUCUCCACCACCACAAACUCGUCUGGCAAAAGGAAUGUUCAAGCAACAAUUGAUAUCGGCGAUCAACAAAGGAAAAGACAGAGAACUCAUUUGUUGAAUGAGGAUGAAGAGGAAGAAGAAGUGGUGGACGAAGAAGACAUUCAAAACAACAAGGAGGAUGAGAUGAAUAAUGAUUAUGAAUUCAAAUCAUUUCCAAAGGACAUUUCGACUUCCUCGGCUUCAUCCUUUCCGAUGAAUUCCUCCAGCCUAAUUGAUAAUGUCAUGUCGAUGGAUUCAAUUUUUAGCUUGGGUGAAUCAGUUGGUAACGUCUAUGAUGUGUUGGAAGAGGUGAGCCGACCCAGAGUUGAGGACUUCACCCUUGAGAUUCCUUUGGAAUCCGACAUGGAGUUCUGGAACUUGUUGGAUGGGCUAACGGAAUCUAGUGGCAACGACGGUGAAAAUGUAGCUUGUUUGUCUGAUGACCAGCUGGGAGUUCAGGAGGUGGACGAUGGAGAGGAUGAUGACAAGAAAAAGUGGCUGCGAUACUUGGAAACUGAAUUGGGUCUAGAGGAAAUAAACAACGAUACUAGAAACCCAGAAGACAACCCGACAAUCCCCCAAGUGCCAGGAGAGGGAAACAUACAGGUUUUAUAUGACGAUGAAUCACUCCCUCCACAUGAAAAUAAAGCACAAUCCGAAGUUAAUCCAACAGGUCCAAACCAGCCGCAUACUCAAGAUAUUUAACUCAAGUAUGGAGUGUUCUUAAUAGGAGUGUCUUGGAUCGAAUCAAAGAGCAAACUCAAUCGAUCCAAGAUGAACUAUACAAUACUAGGCAAAAAAUAGUGAUACAGUUUGUUAAUUAACUUUGUUCAACAACAGAACCAAAUGUAGACAGCAUAUAUGAAUUGUGACAUGCUCCUAAGUCCUAACCUGUGAAAUUUGUAGCCAAGCUAAAGAAAGAAUUUACAGCAAGUUGUUAAAAAGAAAUACAGUCGCUUUUCCCUGUAUUUUGAUGGUAAAGUUUGAGGAUGAGCUCCAAUUGCAAAGCAAUAUAUAUACUUAUUAUAUUAGCGACCACUGAUGUUCUUUCUUUUCCUUUCAAUUUCAGAUUUGGUGGUGGUAGGUGGGUAGGUAAAAAAAAGAGUCCUUUAUGCUUUAGAACUUACAAACGACCUUUUCAACU